Molecule: messenger RNA, 912 nt
Organism: Colletotrichum fioriniae
Lineage: Eukaryota; Fungi; Ascomycota; Sordariomycetes; Glomerellales; Glomerellaceae
Source: RefSeq, a predicted model, not a curated record
AUGACCAUAGUCACUGCCCUCUACUACGCGGUGCAAAUGCUUUACGUUGUUGUCCUGAUUCUGGCGAAGCUGUCCAUCAUCGCCCUCUUCGCCCGCGUAUUCCCCGAUCGAAAAUUUCAAAUCAUCAACAAACUAGUAUUUGUUUUCCUUGUUGGCCAUGGACUGGUCUUUCUCUUUGUCAUCAUGUUUGAAUGCACACCCAUCGCUGGAAUUUGGGAUCGGACCCUCGAGCGAAAGUGCGUCAACGUCAACGCCGUUGCUAUGGCCAGCGCCAUUCUCAGCAUCGUUGAGGAUAUCGUCAUUUUUGCUAUGCCCAUCCAACAACUGAGCAGGCUCCAAUUGGGUUUCAAGAAGAAGAUUGCGGUUGGCUUCAUGCUGAGUCUAGGAUCAUUAGAACUGACAUCGCCAGGGGAUAACGUCGAUGUGGUGACAUGGAGCAUGGCCGAGAUCUCGUGCGCCUUAAUGUGCGGUAGUCUUCCUGCACUACGACCCCUUCUCAAGAAGAUUCCCGGGCUUCUCACGACCAUACGAGGCACGAGGCCGACGGUUGAAGUUAAGGAAACUUUGAACAGGGCAAACAGCCGGCUUUCAUUCGGAGACAAGAAGCCUGUUGUUCCAGCUCCCGUCAUCACGUCUGGACAUCGAUCCGUACCGUCCCCUGAGCCCUCUCCCUCAGAGGACUCAUUCAUGAUCAAGGUUCAUAUUUCGGAGCAUCUCGACCCGAGAAUGAAGCCACUGCCACCGGCGCCAUUGCAGCCGCUUAGUUACCAGCCCCCGUGGAGAGAUAGCGCCACAUUGCAGGCUCCUAGGACCCCGAUGACCCCGAUGAGCAUUAGGAGUUUCCGAAGAGAGGCAAAUGCAGAGUACGAGUUAGACUUGAGAGGUGUCGUUAAUACGAAGACCUGGAUGUAG